AUGAGUCCCGUCGUUCUGGAGAAGACGGAGGUGCAGCAGCUGAUGAACGAGUUGUUCAACUUUAUAGACGACAACUUCAUUCGAAACAGUGAUCGGAUGCACGCCUUCAAGCUGGGACGACCAGCUCCAAAGUGUUUGACAUUGGUAAGAUGCCAUGUAUCUGCUAGUGCGGCGUCUGACGUUGAUCCCGACAACGUCGCUGGACAGAGGACAGCCGAGCCGGCGGCUGUCGUCGGGGACGCCGCGCAGCAGACCGCCCAGGAACAGCCCGAAGAGCGGCCUGCGGCGACGACCGCAGCUAAGAGUUCCGUGGAGCAACCGGCUCCGGCGAAGUCCCAAGGGAACACCCCUGCAGGGGAUGAAGAGGCUGCGAGGGCGCCUCCCCCGAGCAGUGCCGCAGAGGAGGAGGACAGAGUUCCAACUCCCCCGCCUGCUGAAGAAGGGAGGGUCCCAACCCCGCCCCGAGCAGGGGCCUCUUCACCAGUAGACUCCCCUGGCCUGGAUCAGGGUCCAGUGAUGCCUGCGACCAUGGCCGGGGGUAGUGCAGAGGGCGAGGAGACCCAAACGGCCUCCGACAAUGAAGUGGAGGAGAUCCAAGUGCUCAAGGUGAAUACCAAAAAGCACUUCGACGAGCUGAUCAAGGACCGGGACUCCUGGAAGGCCAACUGCAUCAAGAUUUAG
This is a messenger RNA of Sorghum bicolor (sorghum), 681 nucleotides long. Its product is annotated as skin secretory protein xP2-like. The record is from RefSeq and is a predicted model, not a curated record. Bases 1 to 681 code for a protein of 226 amino acids. The transcript is spliced from 3 exons. Lineage: Eukaryota; Viridiplantae; Streptophyta; Magnoliopsida; Poales; Poaceae.